AUGUCGAAUCCCGAUUCUAGGACGCUGCCCGACGGCUGGGUCACACAGUUCAAUGACGAGCACAAGGUGUGGUUCUAUAUCAAUACCAAGGCGCCAGGAGGUCCCGCCAGCCAGUGGACACAUCCAGCGGACGACAAGCCGGCUAUGCCAUCAUACGCCCCACCGUCCGGUGCGCCCCCAGCAUCCGGCUACGGUGGCGAGAAGGCUUCCUACUCCAGCACACCCCAGACCCAGCAGUACUCGGAGUAUGACCAAGCCCGGUCGGACAACCAGUAUCAAUCGCAGCCGCCCGUCCAGCCCUCAUACAAUCAGUACGACUCGGGCGCCUCCGUUCCGCAGAUGCAGCAACAGCCUCAAAAGAAGGGUCUCGGCGGCUUCCUCGACAAGCUCAAGCAGAAGGCGGCUGCACCCCCUCGCCAGCAGUAUGGCGGGUACGGCCAGCAACAGCAGUACGGCGGCUAUCCCCAGCAGGGGGGCAUGUACGGGCAGCAGCCGAUGGGCGGGGGCAUGAUGGGUGGCGGUAUGAUGGGUCGGCCGAUGGGCGGCGGGAUGAUGGGCGGGGGAGGGUACGGUCCGCCCAGAAGACAAGGGAUGGGUGCCGGAGGGGUGCGGCGCUAG
Molecule: messenger RNA, 618 nt
Organism: Dioszegia hungarica
Lineage: Eukaryota; Fungi; Basidiomycota; Tremellomycetes; Tremellales; Bulleribasidiaceae
Exons: 3
Coding region: 1-618 (205 amino acids)
Molecular function (GO): protein binding
Source: RefSeq, a predicted model, not a curated record